GUUUAAUUCAAUAUUGAACUUCCUUGUGUGACGGUCCAACAUGUCGAAAUUCGUGCUCUUCACUUUGGUGUGCUCAAUUUGUGCUGUGAUCGGUCAAGCUGGUCCCACGGGACGUGUUGUAGGCGGCAUCGAUGCCUAUGAGGGUCAGUUUCCCUUCCAGAUCUCGUUACGACGCAACGGUUCUCUUACUUGUGGUGGAUCGAUCAUCAGUCGGAAUUUCGUGUUGACCGCAGCGCAUUGUGUAGGCACCACCAACUCCACAGGCGACUAUUACACUUACGAUCCCUCCGUUUUCACUGUGCGCGCCGGUUCAAACGAUCGUUUCCAAGGCGGUGUGGUGGUCAAUGUUCAAGAGAUUAUCACCCAUGAGGAUUAUGGGAAUUUCUUGAACGAUGUUGCGCUGCUUCGCUUAAGUCAACCAUUAAUCUUUUCAACUAAUAUUCAACCUAUUGAAUUGGCAGAUAAAGAAUUACCCAGCGGCACGUCGGUCAUCAUCUCCGGUUGGGGUCGCCUAAAGGCAGGUGGUGAUUUGCCACAAAAGUUGCAGUGGAAUACAUUGACAGUCAUUUCGCAAGCUGAGUGCAGAGCAGCCAUAAAUUGGGAUAGUGAUACGCUCAUCUGCUUGGCUCACGCGGCUAAUAAUGGCGCUUGUAACGGGGACUCAGGUGGUCCAGCCACAUACGACGGCAAAGUGGUGGGCAUAGCUGGAUUCGUUCAUGGCGGUUGCGGCAAUAUCUAUCCAGAUGGCUAUGCUAAGGUCUAUUAUCAUGUGGAGUGGAUCAAGAAACAUGCUGGCUUGUAGGAUGAUAUUUUAGCGGAAAUGGAGCCACGUUAUUUUGGUUUAGAAUAAUAAUGCGCGUUCGAUAAAUGAAAUGUGGUACUAAAUUAGGUUUUUAUUUUUGGUUAUCAAAUGCGGGUCAAAUAUCCAAAGUCUCAUCGGCAUAUGCAAAACAAAAACCCAACAAAAUAUAGAAAGAUUUUAAUUUA
Anastrepha ludens (Mexican fruit fly) is the source of this 987-nucleotide messenger RNA. Its product is annotated as serine protease SP24D-like. Gene Ontology annotation, biological process: proteolysis. Gene Ontology annotation, molecular function: serine-type endopeptidase activity. NCBI's taxonomy places the organism in Eukaryota, Metazoa, Arthropoda, Insecta, Diptera, Tephritidae. The transcript has 2 exons. The record is from RefSeq and is a predicted model, not a curated record. Bases 41 to 802 code for a protein of 253 amino acids.